Molecule: messenger RNA, 1437 nt
Organism: Caenorhabditis bovis
Lineage: Eukaryota; Metazoa; Nematoda; Chromadorea; Rhabditida; Rhabditidae
Source: the annotation of a GenBank genome assembly
AUGCCCUCAAUUCUACUUUUAUUCAUUCUAAUAUUUGGUCGUGCUUCGAGUUGUCACUCAUUCGGCGGAGGUGCAACUUAUUCAGGAGCUGGACGAGCCCGAGCUCGCGGUGUUACAUCAAUGGAUCGCAACCCGAUCGAUCUCGAUUAUUCCAUGGAUGAGAGAUGCGUCAAUGUCAGACCAUAUUCGCCGACCGAGCUCAAAUCGUCGGCGUCUCUGCUCCCGCUGCCCGACGUCGUCCAGCUCGCCGUGAAAGACGGCGGCCGAAUAACGUGCGGGUUCGACGAUGAGAUGGAGUAUUGUAGUUGGCACAACGCCGCCGACACGUUGCUCAAAUUCUGGCUCGCAAAAUUCGAUCAGUUUUUCGAUUUGGAUCGAUUCGAUUGCAUCAAUUCGCGACGGUUCGCGUUCGAGAAGAAUUUCCUGUUGGCUGGUGGUGAGCCGCUCAUCGCGCAACAAACGGUCGCACUAGAAACCGAGGUUCCCUGCCAGUUUGGAGACGCGAAAGUGCGAUUCGAUGUGUGGGCGAGUUCAGACAAGCCAAUUCUUCGAUAUUGCAUCACGAAAACCAUCGAAGGCGAAAUAAAUUGCGAGGACAUUCUCCCAAUGCCGAAUCCUGUGCAAUUCACGGUUCCGAUGACAUCGCAGCCGAUCAAAAUCCGAAUCGAAAUCGUCAAUGUCCAACCGGAGGACAUCGUUUUGAUCGACAAUUUGUACUAUGACGGGCAAGUGUGCGAGCUUGUCGAUGAUGACGAAGAGGAGGCAACGACGACGACAACCACUACCACCACAUCACCGAGCUUGAUAACCGCUGCCGAUAGCGAAGUUGCGAAAUUUUUCGAGGACACUGAAAAACCGUCAAUUUAUGGCAUUAAAAGCACAGAAUCCCUUGUUCCGCUUGAUUCUUCAUCGGUAUCAUUCAAUGAGCUCACUCCAUGCUCAGCACUUCGUUGCACGUUCAAUGAUGGCGAUUCGUGCUUUUACGGGCUCAGCGGCAUCGGAAGCACACAGCCAUGGCUUCUAAGCGACAAACUUGUAGGUAAUAGGCACACGGGAAUUCAAAGAAUUAAUGUAGAGGAUCAAGACAAAGUGGGAUUUGUCUAUGUUGGAGAUGACGUCGCCAAUAACGCAGAAAACAUUUUUGUCAUGGAAUCGCCGAAAUUUACGCUGAAUUCUGACGCUGUAUUAAUAUUUGACGUCUACCUGCGCUCUAUUUCACCAAGAUUAAAAGUUUGCAUCGAUUCGUUCGACGAUUGCCCAUAUUCGUCGCCUGCUCUCGAAAAACACGAAUAUUGGCAUUUUUCGCAUAAAGUGCCAUUAAAAACUGGCGCCAGCAAGGUGUUUUUUGUGGCGACAAAUGUCAAAAAGCACCAAUUUUUAGCAGUGGACAACAUUCGCCUCGAAAAUCCCGACGGAACUUCAUACUGUACCUCAUAA